Messenger RNA from Phalaenopsis equestris, 986 nucleotides. Its product is annotated as probable BOI-related E3 ubiquitin-protein ligase 3. Gene Ontology annotation, molecular function: ubiquitin-protein transferase activity. The record is from RefSeq and is a predicted model, not a curated record. NCBI's taxonomy places the organism in Eukaryota, Viridiplantae, Streptophyta, Magnoliopsida, Asparagales, Orchidaceae.
CCGGCGGCUGCACGUCCUCCUUUUCUUCGUGUUUCCAAAUCUUCAAUACUCUCUGCAUCCCUCGCUUUGAUGAAUGGUUCCUGUGGCGCUGUUAAUACUGCUUUAAUGGCUCCUAGCGAUAAGAGCACGCGAGUAUUUGAUUCUGCUUCCGCGUGCACCAGCGGUCGGCCGACCAACGUUCCUAUCCAGUCGGCUCCCGCUCCCUUAUCAUUCGGUCAGGAGAUUCUUGCGCAGAUCUAUCAUCAAAACUCUGAGAUGGAUGCGCUCAUUCGUUUGCAGAACGAGAGAAUUCGUCUUGGUGCGGAGGAAGUGCGAAAAAGGCACUGCAGAUCACUGUUCUCCAACUUAAAGCAAAUCGUGGUGAAACGAUUCCAAGAGAAGGAGAUUGAGCUGGAGGAAGCUAACCGAAAGAAUGCCGAACUUGAGGAGAAGAUCCAGCAGGUGAAUGCUGAGAGCCAGUUGUGGUUCAAUGUAGCCAAGAACAACGAAGUAUUAGUUUCCAAUCUCAGGACAAAUCUCGAGCAAGUUCUAUUACAGAACGCUGCUACCGCCGCUGCUGUUACCCCCUUGACGGAAGGUUAUGGUGACAGCGAUGGGAUAGCCGGCGAUGCGGAGUCUUUCUGCUUUGACGACGAUACUCGUAUGGCUGCAGCGGCGCUGCCAACAUGCAUGCCUUCUACGGCGAAGAAAACUACUCUGCAACAAAUGAAUUGCAAGGUUUGUGGCGUAGUUGAAGUUUCUGUGCUUGUUCUUCCAUGUCGGCAUCUUUGCUUGUGCCAGAAUUGCGAGUCUAGCGUCGCCAUCUGUCCUCUCUGCAACUACCCCAAGAACGCAAGCUUACAAGUUUUCAUGUGAGGACGAUGCAAGCUGAGAAUAUUAAAUUUCAUUUUUUGGUUUCCUUUUUUUCACGGUCGAACGAUAUCUGUAAUUUUGUUCUUUUAAAUGGCUCCCAAAUGAAAUUUGUAUUUCUGUAAAGUUUCUUUAAG